UCAAAACAUCUAGUGGAGUCGUUGGCGCUGGUCUGACUGGUUGCGUUCGCUGUCGUCGUAUGGAUUAUUCGGCCGCGUUCACUUAUACACUUAAUAGAUACAUACAUAUAAACACACAUGUGUUUGAUAUCCAGUUGCCGGGUUGUUGUUUUGAUCGUGUGAAUUAACGAGUUAAGCACGGCUUUAUGUGAUCGGAAAUCUCGGGCGAGGGGGCUUUUUUGCUUUUACAUUACUUUUACUUUUCCAUAUGUAAACUGUUCUUAAAGUAAUACCAAUCAGCAUACAUACCUACAAAAAUAUACAUACUUCAAACUUAAACCAAAGAUAUGACCAAAGUAUUGAUAUCCUUUCUGGUGCUAUGCGUUGUGGCAUUACAACAGUCACUUGCUAAUCCCAUCGAUGGAAAAGCAUUUGUUGCCACUGAGUUCCUGGUGUUGCACAAUAAUGAUAUGCACGCACGUUUCGAGCAGACGAAUGUGAAUGGCGGCAAGUGUCUGACAGAGGACGCUGACUCCGAUAAAUGUUAUGGCGGCUUCGCGCGAGUAGCGCACGAGGUGCGCAAAUUUCGCGAAGAAGCAGCAAAGGGUGGCCAAUCGGUGAUAUAUUUGAACGCUGGUGACACAUACACAGGCACACCGUGGUUCGCCGUCUUUAAGGACAAUAUAAGCGCUGCGUUCCUGAACAAGUUGCAACCGGAUGCGAUUUCACUGGGCAAUCAUGAGUUUGAUGAAAAAGUUGAGGGUUUGAUGCCAUUCCUGGAAAAUGUUAACUUCCCGGUUCUAACUUGUAAUUUGGAUUUGAGCAAAGUACCGGAAAUGAGUGCGGCCAAACAUUUGAUGAACUCAACUGUACUCACCGUUAACGGCACGAAAGUCGGUGUAAUUGGUUAUUUGACACCAGACACCAAAUUUCUCAUAACACCCAAUACUCUUGAAUUUAAAGACGAAAUCGAGUGUAUCAACGAAGAGGCUUCAAAAAUGAAGGCCGAAGGUAUAAAUAUCAUCAUUGCAUUGGGUCAUUCAGGUUACCAACGGGAUCAGGAAAUAGCGGCCAGUUGUCCUGAAGUUGAUGUGGUCAUUGGUGGCCACUCUCACUCAUUUUUAUAUACUGGCACAGAGCCCGAUGUGGAGCGCAGUGAGGGUCCUUACCCGACAGUUGUAAAGCAAAAAAGUGGCAAAGAGGUGCCAGUGGUGCAAGCGUACGCCUACACAAAAUAUUUGGGAAAGCUUCAUUUGCAGUUUGACAAAGACGGAAAUCUCAUUGAGUUUGAUGGCACCCCCAUUUUGUUAAAUGCCUCCGUGGAACGAGAGAGCGAUGUGUUAGCAUUAUUGGAAGUGUACCGUAAGAACAUCACCGACUUGGAGAACUCUAUAGUGGGUCACACGAAGGUGCAAUUGGAGGGCCGAUCAACCGUCUGCCGCAGUGUCGAAUGCAAUUUGGGAAAUUUAAUAGCCGAUUCUAUGAUUUACGCACGAGUAGUUGAAGAUCAGGGUGGCGCUUUCUGGACUGACGCCCCAAUUGCAAUCGUCAAUGGGGGUGGUAUACGUUCUGGCAUCGAUAAACGCUCAGAUGGUUCAAUUACUGAAACUGACGUAUUAUCGGUAUUACCGUUCGGGAACGAUUUAUACGUUGUUCGUACAUCUGGCAAACAAUUGCGAUCUUCCCUUGAGUUGUCCGCCACUAAGCGUACCAAAGACUCCAGUGGUGGUUUUCUACAGUUUUCCGGCCUGCGAGUUACGUACGAUUAUCAUAAUGAGCAGGGAAAUCGUGUAACCUCGGUGGAGGUACGCUGCGGUCAAUGUGAAGUACCCGAUUAUGAACCGUUGGACGAGUCGAAAACGUAUAAUAUUAUAAUAACUCAAUUUUUGAAAGAUGGUGGUGAUGAGCAUAACUUUGUUGAGAAUGGUACAGUGCCUGUACUCAUGAAAUGGAAGGACAAGGAGGCACUGGUUGAAUAUUUGAAACAUCGGGACUACGUAUAUCCAGAAUUAGAGGGACGUAUUGCAGUAAUUGAGUCAACAAACUCAGGCGCUUCAGUUAUGGUAUCUAUUAAAUAUCUAACUCUUGCCAGCACGUUGGUAUUUCUUCUGAGCUUCUUGUAUUAAAUGUGUAUUUUAAAAUUAAGCAGGAUUUUUAAAGCAUACAAAAUUAAAUGUAUAUUGAAAAUAAUAUUCUCGUUAAUUAAAGUAAUAAAUAAAUAAUAUUAUGCACAUUUCCGCUUUUGUAAAUGCUUUUAAAUCCAUUUAAUUAAAUUUGUUAUUACAAAGUAAUAUAUAAGAACUUUAGAUUCAAAUUUUAAGGAUAUUUUAUCAUACCACAAAAAAAUAAAUUAAUACGCUUUGUCAAACAUAAUAAAAGAUAAUAAUUAAAUCA
Molecule: messenger RNA, 2373 nt
Organism: Ceratitis capitata (Mediterranean fruit fly)
Lineage: Eukaryota; Metazoa; Arthropoda; Insecta; Diptera; Tephritidae
Product: protein 5NUC
Exons: 8
Coding region: 327-2105 (592 amino acids)
Biological process (GO): AMP catabolic process
Cellular component (GO): plasma membrane
Molecular function (GO): nucleotide binding; 5'-nucleotidase activity; metal ion binding
Source: RefSeq, a predicted model, not a curated record